Messenger RNA from Morus notabilis, 2526 nucleotides. RefSeq names its product ubiquitin-like-specific protease ESD4. The record is from RefSeq and is a predicted model, not a curated record. Lineage: Eukaryota; Viridiplantae; Streptophyta; Magnoliopsida; Rosales; Moraceae. The coding region runs from base 555 to 2045 and encodes 496 amino acids. The transcript has 9 exons. Gene Ontology annotation, molecular function: deSUMOylase activity. Gene Ontology annotation, biological process: protein desumoylation. Gene Ontology annotation, cellular component: nucleus.
ACAUCCCUUAUAAUUACUCCCCAAAAAAAAAAAAAACACUUUAAUAUUUGGGAUUUCUCAUCACUGCAAGAACCGCGAAUUUCAACAAAGAAAGAAAACAAUCACAAACUCAUAAAAAUUUCCUGAACACCCUUUUCUUCACCAACUUGAAAAUCGCCAAAUUCACGUUUAUAUGAAAAUCUCUCCUUUUUCAGCAACAAAAAUAUUAUAAAAAAUCUCUCCCAUUUUCCAUUUCAUUUUCCGUGAAUAACUUUUUGUUGGGUCUCUCUUUCUUGUACGUUUCAAGGGUUUAAUUUCGAUUAUUUCAUUGAAGAACAGAGACAUUGUUCUCCCAAAAACCCUAGAAAUUUUGGGAUCCAAUUCCGAUCGAUUUGAAAUUUUCUUUUCUUUUCUCGGGUUCUCAUUCAAUUUGCUCUUUCUUCGGUCAGAAAACCCCCAAAUUUUCUUCCUUUUUCGAAUUUGCCGAGCAUUGAAUAUGAUUUUUCUUCUCCAAUAUGGAUUUCCUUAGAUGGGACGCGAGUUUCUAGGGUUUUGGAGGAGCUCUGGUUACAUCAAUGGGAGCCCUAACGAGCAACCGUAAGCGCGGCGAUGAGUUCUUGAAUUUGAACCACGGGAAUUUCUCUCCGAAUUUUCAGAGCUCUUCGAAGAGAGCCAGAUUCUCAUCUAUGCAGAAGAGUAGCAACCCCGACCGAGCCGUUUUGUCGUCGAAAAGCGCGGUCGCUAGGGUUUCCAGGUAUCCGGAGGCGAAACCCCCAUUGCCGAGAGUUCAUGCCCCUUGUAGAACGCUCAAAUUCGGGUACAAUUCGGCGGUUUCGCAACGAGAUUCGAGUCUGAAAAUCCGGAAAAAGGAGGAGUAUAACGAUACUAUGGGGAAUUUCUUAGCCUCCCAGUACCACAAGGCGAAGAAUUGCGCUUUGGAGGCGUGCCGGGUUUUGCAGAAGGAGAAGGAGGUGAUUGAAUUGGAUAAAGAGGUUGAUGAAGAAAAUGCGGUGUCCGAAGAUUCGAGCAUUGAGGAAGUCGAGGUUAUAGAGGAUGACGAGCGUGAGGCUGGUAGGGCUUUUGUGCCGAAUGCAAAAGUGUUGGAUGGCGUUAAUCUGCCGUCGUCGUCUUCGGCGGUUUCGGACUUGUCCAACGCCAUUCUGAAAGUGGAGAACUUCUCGCUUAGUGGCGAGAAGGAUUUUUCUAGUGUUUCUGCGUACAAGAAGUUACUCAGUUUUGUGGAUAGAAGAACAUCUAGAUUGAGACAGUUGAGUUUCGACAUCGAAUUGAAUGAGAAGCGCCGGUUCGCACUUCAAAGCCUGCGUCCUAAAACGGAACCAGUCCAGGAAGUCCCACGGGAACCCUUUAUCCCUCUUACGGAGGAGGAAGAAACGGAGGUUAAGCGAGCAUUUUCGGCGAAUCGGAGGAAGGUCUUGGUUGCUCACGAGAACUCAAAUAUUGAGAUUACUGGUCAACUUUUGCAAUGCCUUAGACCAGGCGCCUGGUUGAAUGAUGAGGUUAUUAACGUCUACCUUGAAUUGCUGAAAGAGCGGGAGAAGAGAGAUCCAAAGAAGUUUCUGAAAUGCCAUUUCUUCAACACAUUUUUCUACAAGAAAUUAAUAAGUGGAAAUGGCUAUGAUUAUAAAUCUGUCAGAAGAUGGACUACUCAGAGGAAGUUGGGAUAUGGCCUCAUCGACUGUGACAAAAUUUUUGUCCCUGUCCACAAAGAGAUACAUUGGUGCUUGGCAGUCAUCAAUAAGAAAGAAGAGAAAUUCCAGUAUCUUGAUUCACUCAAAGGAAGAGAUACUCAAGUGAUGAAAGUAUUGCCGAGAUACUACGUAGAUGAAGUGAAGGAUAAGAGUGGUAAAGUUAUCGACAUAAGUUCUUGGAAACAUGAAUUUGUUGACGACCUUCCUGAGCAAGAGAAUGGGUUUGAUUGUGGUGUGUUCAUGAUCAAAUAUGCCGACUUUUACAGCAGAGGUUUGGGGCUUUGUUUCGGCCAGGAACACAUGCCUUAUUUUCGGUUGAGAACAGCAAAGGAGAUCCUAAGACUAAGAGCCGAUUAGUUAAAUUCAUGCCCAUGGUAUCCGUUAAGAAUUUGCAAACCCAGCAAGCAAUUGUUUUGUGUGUUGGAAUAUGAAUUGUGAAAUUAAUUUCCCUAGACCUGUUCAACAAGACGAUUGCCUGCAACCUCGUCGAAAGUCAAUUUUUUCCAUCCUGGUUGCUCGUCAGUGUAAGAUUCACAGGGCGAUUCGCACUUGCCAGGCAGGAAUUGCAGUGUUACUACAUACCAUCUGCAUAGCCUUGAGUUGUUUAACGGUUUUGAAGGAUCCUUUUUAUUUUCCUUUUCCCAGAUGGUUUUUACCUGUUUCAUCUUUUGCCUCUUGUGAGUAUUGGAAUCUAUUCUUUUUUUUUUUUUUUGGUGGCUUGAAUUGUGACCGAAUCCUGGAAUCCAAUUAGCAAUUGUAGUGUAAAGAAAUGAGUAAGAGUAACAGCCGUUGUUUCCUAUGCUUUCAGAGAAAAAAAAUUUACAUUUGUAUACGUAAU